Varroa destructor (honeybee mite) is the source of this 3038-nucleotide messenger RNA. Its product is annotated as mitogen-activated protein kinase kinase kinase 7-like. Gene Ontology annotation, biological process: JNK cascade; protein phosphorylation; immune response. Lineage: Eukaryota; Metazoa; Arthropoda; Arachnida; Mesostigmata; Varroidae. Gene Ontology annotation, molecular function: MAP kinase kinase kinase activity; ATP binding. The record is from RefSeq and is a predicted model, not a curated record.
ACACACACAGUACGUAACGGCGUUGUCUGGUCCCUAUCUACGUGUGUAUGUAUGUAUAAGUGUUUGUGUAUAUGUAUGUAAGCAAGUGUCCGUUUGCUGCGGUGUUGCGUUUACUAUCGUAGCGUAAUCGGGUUGGUUUUCAUUGUUCCUGCUGCUAGCGACCGCUGCGCAACUAAGGGCAGCGGCGUCUCCUUUCACACAAACGUACACGCAAACGGCACGAGUAAUGUUUGGUCUGUGUUCGUACUGCGGAGAUAGCUGAGAAAGGGAAGGACCAGCCAGGGCAAAGUAGAUCUGUUAUACUGUACGGCUAGUCAUACGAAAAACCAGCGGUGGUCACAGUCGUUUUGGCAGGCUGUAAAAGUUCUGAGAAGUCCCCUAGUUACAGCACACGCACGCGUACAUAGACCGACAGCCAAACAAAUACCUCUUAAAAGUAGUCUUGUCGUCGUGCCUGGCCACAGUGGAGCGUUGUUUUGAUGCAGCUUUCGAUUUUCCGUCUGUUUUUUGGUUCCGUGAACAUUUCCUCGAGCUGAAGAAACAGGGAGUUGUUAACGGAACGAAGCUGGCGUGUUGUAGCAAAUAGGUGCCUUUUCUUUGAUUGAUUGACUGAUUGAGGUUGCUUUUAGAAGAAGGGAAAAAAAAAUGAAAAACCUGCCAUUACAAGUAACACUCAUUCUUACCUAGGACAGAACCAUCGUCGGUAAAACCACGCAUUUAUUCCCAUGCAUAAACGUAAGCAAAUGAUCAUAGCCAUCGUGAACCUGUCGUUUUCGUUCUAAUCGAAUUUUGAGCUCUAUCGCUUCAUUUUAUAUUCGCGAUCCUUAUAACCACGGGCUCUCCUUUCCGUGUUCAAUACGCACGGUACAUGACAAUGAAAAAGAUGUGCGUAUGAAGAUGUGAUCCGAUAUCGUUGGCCGAAACGAAGAGCAACACAAACAGCUCUGUGUAUAUGCACCUACAUGCGAACUAAGCAAAACAAUUUAAUGGAAUAGUGUUGCACCGUGUAUCUGUAUUAAUCUGCAAACAGAUGUAGUUCGCUUCUAAACGUGCGCAAGCGGAUACCGUGUUUAGGUAGGGUAUGUGCAACGAUAGCACCUAACGCAGUCGAUGGACAAACUGUGUUAGGGGUGGUUCGGCAGCUGUGCGUGUUGCCAUAUAACAACAGCAAGAACAAUACGUCAUUGAUCAUCCGAUGGGUUCUCUCGAAGAUGAGGAGGACCUUGUCCAACUGCUUGAAGAGCUCCGUCAGCGUCCGGGUGUCAAUAUAAUCCAGAAAGGGAUCGACUUCCAUACCAGUGAUCAAGCUCCGCUCGGUAGCGGUACGUUUGGUGUAGUGUCCAAAGGCACCUACUGCCGGCGAAAUCCAGAUGGAACGGAAAAGGAAACGAUAGAAUGUGCGGUCAAACAAAUCAAUGACCCCAGAGAAAUUCGAGCCUUCAUGAAUGAGGUGACUCAAUUGUCACGGGUGAACCACGAGAAUAUCGUCACUAUUUAUGGGGCUCAUAUAGGCAGGCCAUGCUAUCUCGUCAUGGAAUAUGCAGCUGGUGGGAGUCUUUACCAUGUGCUUCACUGUAAACCGUAUACCGUCCAUGUACAGUACACGACGGCACACGCUCUCUCGUGGUGUCUGCAAUGCAUAAAAGGCAUUGAUUAUCUUCACAAUAUGGAACCAAAGCCUCUCGUACAUCGAGACAUCAAGCCACCCAACCUUCUGCUAGUUGACGGAAUGUUGACGCUAAAGAUUUGCGACUUCGGCACAGCUUGUGAUUUGCAAACGAACAUGACUAAUUGCAAGGGAUCAGCAGCAUGGAUGGCUCCAGAGGUAUUUACAGGGACAAAUUACACUCAAAAGUGUGAUAUCUUCAGUUGGGGAAUCAUCUUAUGGGAAGUGCUAUCGCGUCAGAAACCUUAUGAAGACAUGGACUUUGCUUAUCAAAUUUUAUGGGCCAUCAAGGAUAAUAAACGGCCUCCGAUGAUUUAUGACGCUCCAAAGGUAAUCCAAGAUUUAAUGGCACGCUGUUGGCAUCCGCUACCGGAGAAUCGGCCAACCUCAUCAGAUAUCGUACAGCUUAUGACUCGGCUUUUCAGCUACUGCGAUAAAAAUGAUCUCGUCCCCCUGUCAUGUCCCAUUCCAUUGAGGAGCUCCAGCACGUCAUCAACGAUUUCAAUGGCGACAUCGAACGUAUCUAGCUCGCCAAAUGCCCUUACACCUGUUGCUACUCAGCGUCGUCCAAAUACCUUCCUCACCGAGAAUUUUCCGAUGCUUAACGCCAACUACAGUCAUCUGAUCAGCCCUGAUCCGUACACGCCGUCAACGAGUAGACAGGGCACCUCCGAAAGGCAUGAUCAGACGUCUGAAACCCCGCCACCACCAGCACAUCGCAUGCAUCGUCGUCAGUUAUCGUUUGGCAUUGUUAACGCUUCAGUAGGCGCUGGCGCUACUUUUAAUGGAAACGCUAGCAGUAUCAACUCACAGGAGAACAUUUCGCCUUCGUACAAUCACACACAGGUUCGAAAGUCAUCAUGGCCCACGACUCCCGAUGAACCAUAUGAGGAUCUUGGCAUUCAGGGUCAUUUGCUCGUUGAGCCCAAACUGCAGCCGUUACCACCACUAACCAACUUGCGUGAAUCGGUAAUUAUCUACGAAAGUCACAAACGGCUUUGCCAGUGGUACCACAAACAGCAGGCUGAAAUUGAGUUGUUAAUGAGACGAAAUCGGGAGCUCGACGACCUUGUCCAGGAAGUAACGUCAGGCUCUAUUAUCCGAAAAACUGAUAUCCAAGUGAAAUAUCAAGAACUGUUCAACGAGCAGCGAGGUCUUCUUCAGCUUAAGGACAAACUGAAGCGUCAAUUGCGCGAGCUACAACACCGAGAACUCGACGACGCAUGGGUCUUUGUUCAAUAGCUAUCACCAGAAGAUAAAAAUGUAUCUUACACUGGCGAAAAAGCGACAAAGCAAUGUCUGGUUUGGGCUACACCAUAUGAACGAUAAUGGUGCCCAGCAACACUGCACUGUUUGGAGCUCGCGACCGGCG